Messenger RNA from Serpula lacrymans var. lacrymans S7.9, 1578 nucleotides. RefSeq lists its product as uncharacterized. The transcript is spliced from 9 exons. Gene Ontology annotation, molecular function: amino acid transmembrane transporter activity. Gene Ontology annotation, cellular component: membrane. The record is from RefSeq and is a predicted model, not a curated record. Lineage: Eukaryota; Fungi; Basidiomycota; Agaricomycetes; Boletales; Serpulaceae. Gene Ontology annotation, biological process: amino acid transmembrane transport. The coding region runs from base 46 to 1557 and encodes 503 amino acids.
CGCGAACCAGUUCUUGUACGAGGCCUUGAAGCCCGCCAAAUCUCUAUGAUUGCUCUUGGAGGCGCGGUCGGGACAGGUCUCAUCAUCGGUUCUGGGACAGCUCUAGUUCAAGGUGGACCGCUAGGUUUGCUACUGGGCUAUACCUUUGUGGGGGCUGUAUGCUACUUUGUUAUGGUUGCACUUGGCGAGAUGGCAGCAUACAUACCUCACAGGAAAGGCUUCGCGGGAUAUGCGACACGUUUCGUUGAUCCAGCUCUAGGUUUCGCUCUUGGCUGGAAUUAUCUUUUCAAGUACCUCAUAGUUAUGCCGAAUAAUAUCAAUGCAGCUGGUGUCGUUGUGGAGUAUUGGACCUCAUCCGUCCCAACAGAGGCAUGGAUGGGUAAGUGUAAAGUCCUCCUGGUAAACUUGCUUGGAGUGCGCGUUUUUGGAGAACUUGAAUUCUGGUUCAGUACUGUGAAAGUCAUAUCUUUGAUAGGACUCAUCCUAAUGGGCAUCAUCAUUGACCUCGGGGGCAAUCCAAGUCACGAUCGUAUUGGCUUCAGAUACUGGAGGCACCCAUAUGGCCCCAUGGGCACUUACCUCCUUAGUCAAGUCCAUAAUGAAAAGCUGUCAAUCUUCCUGGGGUUUUGGAGCACUCUAACCAAUGCCCUCUUCGCAUACAUAGGGACGGAGCUCGUGGGUGUUACAGUCGGUGAGGCACAAAAUCCAAGAAAGAACAUACCAAGAGCUAUACGGAGAACCUUCUUCCGCAUCCUCGUUUUUUAUAUUUGUGGCGUCUUCGUGAUAGGCUUGAUUGUUCCAAGUACCAGUAAUAUGCUGUUCGUCGCAAACAAGUCACAAACUGGGGCUGCCGCGUCUCCUUUUGUUGUCGCUACUACGAUAGUUGGAAUUCGAGUCCUAAAUCAUGUCAUCAAUGCUGCUAUCCUCAUUUUUGUCAUGAGUGCCGCCAAUACUGAUAUGUAUAUUGGCUCAAGGACCCUGUAUGGUCUUGCUAUAGAAGGGAAAGCUCCACGUAUAUUUGCCAAAGUGAAUAGAAUGGGUGUUCCGUGGCCUGCCUUGUUGCUGUGUUCAUCGUUCGGCUUUUUGACCUUCCUCAACGUCAGCUCGUCGAGUGCCCAAGUCUUUGGCUACUUUGUCAAUCUGGUGUCAACUUUUGGUGCUAUCACAUGGAUGUGUAUCACUUAUACUCAUAUUGCCUUUAUGAGCGCUUUGGAAGCUCAAGGGAUAAGUCGAAAUGAUUUGCCUUAUAAAGCGCCGUUCCAACCUUACGGGUCUUGGUUCGCGUUCAUCUCAACGGCUAUUAUUACUAUCUUCAAAGGCUUUAACACUUUCAUCCCAUUUACCACUGCUACUUUUAUUACAUCCUAUAUUGCGAUACCUGUUUUCCUUGUAUUGUGGCUUGGAUACAAACUGUACUACCGAACACGAGUGGUACGUCCAUUGGAAGUUGAUUUGGUCACUGAUCAGGAGGAGAUAGACGAAGAAGAGCACUUUAUGGAAAUAAAUAAAAUGGAGAAACCUGCGACGAGAUGGCGGAAAGUCUGGGAUUCGCUAUGAACUUCAUCACAGUUUCAGGGG